AUGGCCUGCCAAAGCUGCAGGCAGCACACCCGGCUCCUCGCCAGGAGCCUCCGCGCCACGGCCGACCUCUACCCAGCCGGCUUGACGACACUGACAAGAGCGACGGCGACGACGACAGCGAGUCCGACAUCAACAGCCUCCUCCCCGGCAGCGUCCGCGAGACGACGACCCUUCAGCAGCUCCGCGUGCCGCCGCGCUGCAAAGACCCCCACGCGACCGUCAGCGCCCGCCUCGUCCGUCGGCCCAGGCACCCCCGGCACCGCCCCUGACGAGCAGACGGGCCCCGUCUCGGGCGCCCUCGCCGGCGCCCUGCGCGGCAAGUUCCAGCCCAACCUCGGCGGGAACCCCUACGUCCUCAGCAACCAGCUCGACAAGCUGUACAAGGUCUGCGCCGCGCCGGCCGCCUACACCAUCUCCGAGGACCUUCGCAAGGCCGACAGCGUGCCCAAGACGGACGACGGCGAGGAGCUCGGCACGCCUCACGGGCCGUGGCUGCAGACCCUCGGCCCGUUCAGCUCGUGGUCCCACGUCACCAUGCUGCACAUGUACCUCAUCAUCGCGCGCAUGCGCUGCCUGGACCGCGACGCGGCGCGCACCAUGCAGGCCCAGUUCGUCGACAACUUCUUCUUCGACUGCGAGCGCGUCAUGCACCUGAACCACGGUAUGACUUCUUCGGCGCUGCGCCAGCGCUACCUCAAGGACAUCUUCAUGCAGUGGCGGGGCCUCAUCGCCGCCUACGACGAGGGGCUCGCCAAGAAGAGCGACAGGGCCCGCGAGGACGCCGACCUCCGGAGCCUCGCCGCCGUCGUCGCCUGGAUGCGCGCCACGCUGCGCGACCUCGAGGGCAUGGCCGUCGACGACAUUGUCGCGCGGUCCGCCGCCGUCUUCCUGCGGGACCCGAGGGGCAUGUUCAAGCUCGUCGACGAGCCGAGCGCCGCGCUCAAGGGCGUCUUCAAGGACGGCGACGCUGCUGAGGCGCCCCAGCCGGACGCCGUCAAGGCGUGA
Messenger RNA from Verticillium dahliae VdLs.17, 1005 nucleotides. RefSeq lists its product as uncharacterized. The coding region runs from base 1 to 1005 and encodes 334 amino acids. The record is from RefSeq and is a predicted model, not a curated record. The transcript has 3 exons. Gene Ontology annotation, cellular component: mitochondrion. Lineage: Eukaryota; Fungi; Ascomycota; Sordariomycetes; Glomerellales; Plectosphaerellaceae. Gene Ontology annotation, biological process: mitochondrial respiratory chain complex III assembly.